Messenger RNA from Telopea speciosissima, 806 nucleotides. RefSeq lists its product as uncharacterized. NCBI's taxonomy places the organism in Eukaryota, Viridiplantae, Streptophyta, Magnoliopsida, Proteales, Proteaceae. The record is from RefSeq and is a predicted model, not a curated record. Bases 84 to 593 code for a protein of 169 amino acids. The transcript has 3 exons.
UGUGUCUACUCUGAAGUUUUCUUCAGUUUCUUCUUCUUUUUCUUUAGGACCCAGUUUCUUUUACCAGUAAAACCAGUCGAACAAUGGUUCCUUGUUCGAAAUUGCUUAUGGGUUUCAUUCUCCUUUUCCUGUUUGUCGCUUCUGCACUAGGAAUCUCCUCGGUUUCGUCCUCUAAUGGCACAACAGUCUACGAAAUCCUGACCCAACAUGGUCUCCCGAGUGGCCUCUUACCUGACUCGGUGAAAAAUUUCUCCAUCUCUGACGAUGGGAGUUUCGUCGUGGAAUUGGAGAAGCCCUGUUACGUUCAGUUCGAGUACUUGGUCUAUUACGACCAGAAGAUUACCGGUACGAUCAACAUCGGUUCGAUAACGAAUCUUGACGGGAUUGAGGUGAGGCGGUUCUUCUUGUGGCUUGACGUCGAUGAGAUCAGGGUGGAUUUGCCGCCGAGCGAUUACAUAUAUUUUCAGGUCGGGAUCAUCAACAAGAAGCUUGAUGCUGACCAGUUCCAGACUGUGCACGCUUGCAAGGAUGGUCUCUCCCGUCAAGGUUCUUGGAAGGAUAUUCUGAAGGUAAAAGGUUGCAACUCCCAUUAAUGAAGUCCCAAUGCUUCUAACCGAGUAAGGAAAGGCCAAAUCAACUGUUUUAUAAUUACAUAAUUAUAGGUACUCUGUGAUGUGCUGGACUUUGUUGUAAGAGUCUUUGUACCCUUAAAGCCACCAGAAGCAGGUGGACCAAUAUAUGGUUAUAUGAGGGUUUGUAAGUUGUACAAUCUGAGUCCUUGUAAUGUUUUUAGUCAGCCUUUGUUU